Messenger RNA from Spodoptera littoralis (African cotton leafworm), 879 nucleotides. Lineage: Eukaryota; Metazoa; Arthropoda; Insecta; Lepidoptera; Noctuidae. The record is from the annotation of a GenBank genome assembly.
AUGCUGAAAAAGAAUUUUCGAAUUUUCUUUAUGUUAACAUUUUUCUCCGUGAAUUCAUACAGCGAAGCCAAACAUAGAUUAAAAAAGAAGGACUUUGGACCAAAUAUUGUUGGUGGGAAGGCCGUGUCUUUGGCAAAAUACCCACAUGCAGUACAAUUCCUUAAUUACGGCGCUAUGUGUGGUGGGGUCAUUAUAAACUGUUGGUCAGUUUUAACAUCAGCUCAUUGUCUAGAAAACAAUAGAGAUAUUGAGGAAAUGGUAAUACUAGUCGGAUUAAGACAUAUUUACGACUUUAAAGCAAAGAGACACUUACUACAGUCUUACGUUGUACACGACAAUUACGAUAAGGAUAUUCCUUUUUCGAAUGACAUCGCCAUAUUGUUUGUUAAGAAACCAAUAAAGUUCUGGAAAAUAGCUAAGAGAGCGAUAUUAGUAGACAACAACCAAUGGAUGAGCGCCAAGGAGAACAAGUUCGUUGUGACAGGCAGGGGUUGGACAAAGUAUAACGUAUCAUCAUCAAAAACCACAAAGUAUCUUAUGAUGACCGUUCUAAGAUAUAUACCGGCAAAAAAAUGCAGUCGUCUACAUAAUAUGGCGCUCUCUCCAGACAUGUUCUGUCUUUAUGGAGACGGAAAGAGGGAUAGCUGCCGCGGAGACUCUGGCGGAGGAGUACUUUGGCGUGGGAAAUUGGUCGGUCUAGCGUCACAUGGUGAUGGCUGUGCAAUGAAAGACAAACCAAGCGUUUACACGAACCUGUGGUACCUCAAGGGGUGGAUCGAAGAGCAGUUACGUGAAUUCAUAGUUAUUUACUGCCAACAUAAGUCCAAAAAAGGCAAAGAUAAGUCCAAAAAAGGCAAUAUAAAACACCCUUAUGUUUAA